Messenger RNA from Ostrea edulis (European flat oyster), 898 nucleotides. RefSeq names its product 52 kDa repressor of the inhibitor of the protein kinase-like. The record is from RefSeq and is a predicted model, not a curated record. NCBI's taxonomy places the organism in Eukaryota, Metazoa, Mollusca, Bivalvia, Ostreida, Ostreidae. The transcript is spliced from 2 exons. Bases 1 to 762 code for a protein of 253 amino acids.
AUGCCGUAUUGUGCUGUUUAUAAUUGUUCAACCUCUUCAAAAGUGGACAAAAAUGUGUCAUUUUUUCGCUUCCCAAAAGAUGCAGGUCUUCAAAAAGCAUGGGUACAUUACUGUCGUAGAAGAGACCUUACAUUAACCAAAUACAGUAAAAUAUGUGAGAAACACUUUACGCCAGAUCAGUAUUCUCGUUAUCCACCCCGGUUAGCUGAAUUAGGUUAUCCUAAUGCUCGUGCUCAGUUAAAAGAUGAUGCUGUACCCGAUGUUGAGUGGCCUACCCAAGGUGAAUGUUCAACUUCAUCAAAUACUGAGAAAAAACCAUCUGGGUAUGGUGCAUAUAGAAAGCGACAAAGACUUCAGGUAUUAAAAGAGGCUAUGAUAGAAAGUGAUGAUACUGAUCUCAGUGAUCAUAAUGUUGCAGAAGAAAGUGUAAAUGUAGAUGCAGAUGUUUCUGAAACUCAAGCAGUAACCCCUUCAUCUGUGAGUAAUGUUUCUGCAGAAUUUGAGCCAUCAACAGUUGAUAAAGCCAUCCAGGUGUUUAUUCCUGACAUUAAAGUCAAAACAAAAACAAGAAGAAUACAAACAGGAAAGUCAAAAAUAGGUUUCAAGACAGUUGAUGCUGAAGUUCAGUGCAGUGAAAUUCAAUACUGUGUUAAGUGUGGUCACACUGGUCUAGAAGACAAUACAAAUAAUGCAGAAAGUCAAGAAGAUGAAAGCGAUAUUGAUGAGUGUAUGGGGGAUGAUGAAAGUUCUAAUGGGGAUUAGGAUAACAGAGAUGUAGACCCUAGCUGAUUUUGAAGAUUCAGAUUUGGGUGAGGAGUCAGAUGAGGACGAGACUUGUAAUUACAGAUUAGAUGAAACAGAUAAUCCAUCAGAGGAGAAAUAUUAUAUUGUGUCAGAA